Messenger RNA from Punica granatum (pomegranate), 1268 nucleotides. NCBI's taxonomy places the organism in Eukaryota, Viridiplantae, Streptophyta, Magnoliopsida, Myrtales, Lythraceae. The record is from RefSeq and is a predicted model, not a curated record.
AAAGAGGAAAAAUGAAAGAAAUUAAAAAAAGAAAAAAGAAAAAAGAGAUUCAGUUAUAGAUUCCCUCUGCUGUUGUUGUUGUUGUUGUAGUCGUCGUUCUUCUUCUUCUUCUUCUUCUUCUUUUCGUCGUUGACUGAUUGAUAGUAGCUCCGACGGAAACCCUAACGUUUGAUUCCGAAGACUGUAGUGAUUGAUUAUUGAUUGGGUUGGGGAGCUAUGAGCAAUCUGAGAACUCUGUGUCGGCCGCAGACGAUGUUUGCUUCCUUUGUCUGUUGCAGGCACCAAGUGGGGUAUUUGACCGGGGUUCCGUUUCAGAAUCCAAAUUUUGAGCCUCGGUUGAAAUCGCCGUCGCCUCCCUCGUCUGUGGCGUCUCCCCAGGUGGACUCGCGGCGUCCACUUAGGGUGGUUGAGCAGAGGUUGAGGUCGUUUCGGCUGAACCAGAGGAGGACCAUGACUAGGGCAUCGAACUGGACGGAGGAGAAAUCUCCCUACGAGACUCUUGAGCUGGAAAGGGAUGCUGAUGAGGAGCAGAUAAAGGUUGCCUAUCGACGCCUCGCCAAGUAUUAUCAUCCGGAUGUUUACGACGGCAGAGGGACACUCAAAGAAGGGGAAACAGCAGAAGCUAGAUUCAUUAAGAUUCAGGCUGCUUAUGAAUUGCUUAUAGAUGACGAGAAACGGAGGCAGUACGAUAUGGAUAAUCGAGUUAACCCUAUGAAGGCAUCUCAAGCGUGGAUGGAGUGGCUUAUGAAAAAGCGAAAAGCUUUUGAUCAGCGUGGCGAUAUGGCCAUUGCAGCUUGGGCUGAACAGCAGCAGCUUGAGAUGAAUCUUCGAGCACGCCGUCUUUCGCGUUCAAAGGUUGAUCCCGAAGAGGAAAAGAGACUACUCGCAAAAGAAAAGAAGGCAUCAAGAGAACUCUUCAACAGCACUCUGAAACGACAUACGCUUGUCUUAAAGAAGAGAGACUUGAUGAGAAAGAAGGCGGAGGAGGAAAAGAAGAAAGUAAUCGGCCAACUCUUAGCCGCAGAGGGCCUUGAGCUAGACACUGAUGAUGAAUGAUUGAUGGACAAACACUGGAAGGCACAGCCAGGCGGAAAGUAUGCCUGCUGAAUUGCACGAUCAUUUUGGAAUAUCCCCAGUUCAUAGUGAGCAAUGCUGUGCGUAACGCAAAAGAUUCAUUUGAAAGAAAUAGAAGUAAAAAUUUGUAUAUAUGAUUACAAUUGGAAAGUGAAUGCAAUAUAGGUAUUCUCUGUCUCACCCACUUAUAUUUU